Molecule: messenger RNA, 3675 nt
Organism: Thunnus maccoyii (southern bluefin tuna)
Lineage: Eukaryota; Metazoa; Chordata; Actinopteri; Scombriformes; Scombridae
Gene: ano10a
Product: anoctamin 10a
Exons: 14
Coding region: 209-2170 (653 amino acids)
Biological process (GO): chloride transmembrane transport
Cellular component (GO): plasma membrane
Molecular function (GO): chloride channel activity
Source: RefSeq, a predicted model, not a curated record
UGAAGUUUGCUGCGCAGCGUCGUGACGUGGAACAUAACUGAAGUCCACCGGGUGCAGCAAGCUUCAGACUUUAAACUACAGUCAUGUCGUUUAUAAUCUAAUCUGACUGUUACAGAGCAGCAAGGCCAGCUCCCGCCCCGAGGCUGGAUCACAGCUUUCCUGCACAGACAGACAGAGAGACGCAGACCUGGGUGUCCUGGGAGAGGUGAUGAUGCUGCAGGAGCAGUCGGGAGACGGCGGCGGCCCCAGGUUCACUCCUCUGGUGGUGCUGGAGCUGGUCUCGGACAUCAAAGAGGAAGCUGUCGCAUGGCUGCUGAGCAGGAUAAGAGACCCACAACAGAAUGGAGGUGCUGAGCUGCUGGUGGAGCAGUUGGGCCCUGGAGUCGGGGCUCAGGAGAAGGAAAACCCCAACAUGUUCCUGGUGGGGGCCUCCAGACAGAGGCUGCUCUCUGGCGCUGAGGAUGCUGGUCUCUUUAAGGAGUUCAAUGAUGGAUCCAUGAGGGGCUUCACCUGCUCCAACAAACAUAACUUCAAAGACUUUCAAGGGGAUGGGGACAACUUCCUCAGUAUGGCGGAGUGUCAAUACAUCAUUAAACAUGAGCUGGAGACAUUACGAGCCAAAGACGAGACUCACGUACCGGGAUACACUCAGGCCAAGCUCUACCCUGGGAAAUCUAUCAUUCGCAGACUGCUGUCCAAAGGCAUCCUGAUCCAAGUGUUUCCUCUGCAUGAAAAGGAGGAACUUAAGAAACUUUGUUUUUCCUGGUACAAGAAGGUGAAGCUGUCUCUUCAGCCUCUUGAUGACAUCAGACACUACUACGGAGAGGGUCAAGCCCUCUACUUUGGCUUCCUGGAGUACUUCACCUUCGCCCUGGUGCCCAUGGCUCUCAUUGGGUUGCUUUAUUAUGUGUUUGACUGGGAGGAUUACGAUAAAUACGUCGUCUUUGCUAUGUUCAACGUGAUCUGGUGCACUGUUAUCCUGGAGUUAUGGAAGCGUUUCAGCGCCUCACUUGCCUACCAGUGGGGCACACUGAGCAGGAAGAAGGCGUUUGAAGAACCUCGGCCUGGUUUCCACGGCGUCCUCGGGUUCAACCCUGUGACGGGUCGUCAGGAGCCUCUCUACCCAAACGCCAAGAGGCAGCUCCGUAUAUACCUCGUGUCCCUGCCCUUCGUCCUGCUCUGCCUCUACCUGUCCCUCUACGUCAUGAUGAUCUACUUUCAGAUGGAAGGAUGGGCGCUGUCGGUCCACGAUGAGGACCCUACCUUCUGGACAGGAAUACUGUUGUUCAUCCCCAGUAUUAUCUAUGCUGUGGUCAUUGAGAUCAUGAACCUCAUCUACAGAUAUGCUGCUGAGUUCCUCACUGAGUGGGAAAAUCACAGGUUAGAGUCCUCAUAUCAGAAUCACUUGGUCCUCAAAGUGUUAGUAUUCAACUUCUUCAACUGCUUCGCCUCACUGUUUUACAUCGCCUUCGUAAUGCAAGACAUAGUGCUGCUCAGACAGAGUCUGGCCACCUUGUUGAUCACCAGUCAGAUCUUGAAUCAGUUCAUGGAGGCUUUCCUGCCUUACUGGCUCCAGAGGAGACGCAACAAGAAGAUGAUCCGUAAAAUCCGGAAGAGAAGAACCCUGGAGGACAAGGAGCUUCCUCUGGCCGAGCAGGUCCGACUGGAGGCCGACAUGAGCACGUACUUGGGUACAUUUGAUGACUAUCUGGAGCUGUUCCUGCUCUUCGGUUAUGUCAGUCUGUUCUCGUGCGUCUACCCUCUAUCCGCUGUCCUCGUGGUGUUGAACAACAUCACCGAGAUUUACUCCGAUGCCUUCAAGAUGUGCCGUGUGUUCAAACGACCCUUCUCGGACCCAGCAGCAAACAUAGGAGUCUGGCAGCUCGCCUUUGAGGCCAUGAGUGUGAUAGCCGUUGUGACCAACUGCGCACUCAUCGGCAUGUCUCCACAAGUCAAGGCUUAUUUCCCAGAGUCAGAGAUGCAGCUCAUACUGUGGACAGUGGCUAUUGAGCAUGGGCUGCUGGCCUUCAAGUUCAUCCUGACCUUCCUCAUCCCAGAUGUUCCCAAACACAUCCAGAUCAAACUGGCCCGUCUGGAGUUUGAAUCACUGGAGGCGCUCAAGAAAAAGAAAAUGCUUGAAGCCACGGAGUUCAGUAAGAGCGUCCAGUGAGGAGGAGAGGAGAGCGUACAGGUACUGAUGGACCCCAGCAGCCGCUUCACACAGCUUAAGACACGUUACUUUUGUCACGUUUAUGUGGCUGAUCUUUAUGCUCAUGUGUGCCGUUACAUCUGCAAUAUCUUUACUCCAUUAAGUGGGUGAGUUUACCGUAAAAACAGGGACAAACAGUUUGUUGUUCCAGUCUGGGAGCAGCAGAUGAUUGUUUUAAGUGCGUAGCUGUGUACCAAAUGUAUUAUGUUGGUCUCUAAAUGAAAUGUACUGUAAUGAGGUUUUGUUUUGGGGUGGUGUACACAGGGGAUAAAGGUGGGAUAUUUGGUCAAAGCCAGGUGUUAAAAUCACAGAGGAAUGCUGUAUACACGUUAUACUGUAGCAAAUGUUGAUUCAUAUAUAAAGCUGUUCAUGAAAGUAGUUUUCUGAUAUAUAUUAUAUUUGUUUUGUUCUUCAGCCACUGAAGUCACUUUGGGUUGGGUUUAAUCUGUACUGUGGUUUGGGAUUAUGCAAAAGUUUAAUUUUGUCCACCUACAAUUGUAAUUACUGUCGAGGUUUAAACAUACAGUAAACACACUUCACCAAAGCCUCCAUCUAAUAACCUGCUGGCUUUAAUGACACAAUAACAUCUGACAUCUAUCUCAGUACUGACGACAUCUUAUCAUCUGCUUAAGUUCUGCACUCCAAGUAUGGAAGUAAAGAAAGGACCUAAAGAUUUUAAUCUAAUACCUUUUAUUAUCUCUACUGAAUACUAAAUAUUGAAAUUUAAAUACCACUGAAUGUAUAGCACUGAAAUUCUUACUUUGAAAAUCAUCUAAAUUUAUGUGGAUUCCCAUUUUUGAAAAUUUUAGUGGAUAAUUUCAAGUUGUGAGACUUCACUUAUUCUUGUUUUUUUAGGGUUGAUAAAUUCAGACAAGAAGUUUCAAGGUUCUCAGAUCCAAUUGGUCAUUUCUGUGUCUAAGAAAUAAACAUCCUGGAUACCAAGGAAAAGUAAUCAGACCUCUGUUCUAUCAGUCAUAAGAUCCAAGACAGAGAAGUUCAGACACUUGUAUUUUCUAUGAAUUUGUGAAACAGGAAAAAAAAAAAGGUUUUGUUAUUGCAAAACUUGAAAUGACCUUCAAGAAAUGAUGGUUUGCAGAUGAAGUGGUUCUUAAAUGUCAAAACUAUUCAGUAGUGCUUACAUUUCACAAUUAUGUAAUCAGUUGCUGACAAGAUUCAAACUAUGGCACUUUUUUUUUUUCAUAUCCAACAGGUCAUGAUAAAUGUAUGUCUUAUCUUAGCAUGUAACGUGACCAGGGUAGUGGUAACUAUUAUCAUUUCAGUUUGUUACUUUCAGUGUAGAUGAAUAAUGAAGUUUUGAACCAUCCACUCUGUUAACACCCCUGGUGCCUUGAAAUGCAAAGCCUAUCUGAAUAUUUGUUUUUAUAUGCUCUACACACACAGUCCUCUGGUGUUUACACAACCAUGUAUUGAAACUGAUGUGAAGAAUAAAGUAGAAUGAAACAUAA